AACAAAAAGGAGACUUUUUGCUGUGUUAGCACUAUGGCUCAGCCCCCUUUGUUCCCAACUCUGACCCCUAGGCUUGUUGACCCAGCCUGGUUCCAGGUGGAUAAGCCAGUUGAUCUAGCUCAGGAAUUGAAGGAUCAGGAGCAGGUGUAUCAGGAGCAGAUGUUGGCCAUCCAGCAGAAAGGGAGUGAUAUAGUGCCCAUAGGGAAGAGUGCCACGGAGCAGUACAGUGAAGAUGAAGAAGAUGACAAUGAUGAUGAAUACGAUGAUGAUGAUAAUGAUGAUGAUGAGGAAGAAGAUGAUGAUUCUGAAAUGAAUGAUGAUUAUUCCGAUCAGCUGUUGCACUGAAGGGUAGGUUGAGUUAAUAAAGAUAACUGUUGUGGUGGAUUUCCAGAAGAAAGACAGACUUCUUGUUAUUUGAUGUUUUUGUUCUUCUUCAGUGUUUUUUGUUUAAUUAUAUAUAUAUUAAAUUUAAAAUAUUGUUCAAGAUG
Penaeus chinensis is the source of this 488-nucleotide messenger RNA. Its product is annotated as anaphase-promoting complex subunit 15B-like. Bases 34 to 345 code for a protein of 103 amino acids. Gene Ontology annotation, biological process: regulation of mitotic cell cycle spindle assembly checkpoint. Gene Ontology annotation, cellular component: anaphase-promoting complex. NCBI's taxonomy places the organism in Eukaryota, Metazoa, Arthropoda, Malacostraca, Decapoda, Penaeidae. The record is from RefSeq and is a predicted model, not a curated record. The transcript is spliced from 2 exons.